AAGGCAUAGCUCUCGUCGGAGAUCUUGAGGUCGCGGCUCGAUCGCUAGCUAGCUACCAGCUGUACAGUCUGUAGGAUGAGCUCGCUCACGGCGGCGCAGUUCCGGUCGCUGUUCGAGAUGGUGGGUGGCGGGGAGGACAUGUCGUCGUUUCUGUUUGGUAAUCUGGUGGGGGACGAGACACCGGCGGCGGGGGAGGUGGAGGUUCCGGUGGUGGGGACCGUGGGGUUCGGGAAGAGGGCGUGGGAGGAGGGGGAGGGGGUGGGGGCGGAGGCGGGAGCGGCGAAGAGGCAGCGGUCGCCGACGAGCUCGAGAGAGAAUAGCAGCGGGAGCAAUGAGGGGGGAGGGCAGGAGGAGGGGUCGGAGGCGGCGGGGAGGGUUGGAGGCGGUGGUGGUGGGCGCCGGCUGUGGGUGAAGGAGAGGGACCAUGAGUGGUGGGACAUGGUGAGCAGCCCGGAGUACCCGGACGAGGAGUUCAGGAAGGGGUUCCGCAUGUCGAAGGCCACGUUCGAGAUGGUGUGCGAGCAGCUGGCCGCCGCCGUCGCCAAGGAGGACACCAUGCUCCGCGCCGCCAUCCCGGUGCGCCAGCGGGUCGCCGUCUGCGUGUGGCGCCUCGCCACGGGGGAGCCGCUGCGGCUGGUGUCCAAGCGCUUCGGCCUCGGGAUCUCCACCUGCCACAAGCUCGUCCUCGAGGUGUGCGCCGCGAUGAAGGCCAUGGUCAUGCCCAAGGUGGUGCGGUGGCCGGAGGGCGCCGACGCGGCGGCCAUCGCCGCGGAGUUCGAGAGGAUCUCUGGCAUCUCCGGCGUCGUCGGCGCCAUCUACACCACCCACAUCCCCAUCAUCGCGCCCAAGUCCAACGUCGCCUCCUACUACAACCGCCGCCACACGGAGCGCAACCAGAAGACCUCCUACUCCAUGACCGUCCAGUGCGUCGUCGACUCCGCCGGUGCCUUUACCGACGUCUGCAUCGGCUGGCCGGGCUCCAACUCCGACGAGGAGGUGCUCGAGAAGUCGGCGCUCUACCUGCACCGCGGCGUGCCCGGCCUCAUCCAGGGCCAGAACCAGUGGGUGGUCGGCGGCGGCAGUUUCCCCCUCAUGGACUGGAUGCUCGUGCCCUACACCCACCAGAACCUCACGUGGGCGCAGCACAUGUUCAACGAGAGGGCCGCCGGCGUGCGCGCCGUCGCCCGCGACGCCUUCCGCCGCCUCAAGGCGCGGUGGGGCUGCCUCCAGAAGCGCACCGAGGUGAAGCUGCUCGACCUCCCCACCGUCCUCGGCGCCUGCUGCGUCCUCCACAACAUCUGCGAGCGCAGCGGCGACGUCGUCGACCCCGACAACGCCUUCGAGCUCUUCGACGACGACAUGGUCGCCGAGAACGCCGUCCGCUCCCCCGCCGCCGCGCACGCCCGCGACGCCAUCGCCCACAACCUCCUCCACAGCGGCGCCGGCGCAUCGUCCUUCUUCUAAUCCAGCAAGCAUCCAUCGCCUUCCUCCCUUGGUCCGAUCAACAGCGAGACCAAACAAACAACCCAACCAAAAAAAAAAAAGAUUCAUAUUUUAGGUUAAUUAGGAGCUGCUCCAUUUUUUGUCGGAAAUGGAGCAGCGAACAGUUCCUAGUCUCAAACUCAAAGCAAACAUUAGUUUCUCGUUUUGGAUUUUCGAUUGAUUUGGUUCUUUUUAGAUCUGGAGAGAUUGUUUUGAUGGGGUUGUAAUUACCUUCAUAAUCUUGUAUCCCCCAGACUAUAUAUAUCAAUUAAUCAAACAAUGAAAAUUUUCAUUUUUU
This is a messenger RNA of Oryza brachyantha (malo sina), 1780 nucleotides long. RefSeq names its product protein ANTAGONIST OF LIKE HETEROCHROMATIN PROTEIN 1-like. The transcript has a single exon. NCBI's taxonomy places the organism in Eukaryota, Viridiplantae, Streptophyta, Magnoliopsida, Poales, Poaceae. The record is from RefSeq and is a predicted model, not a curated record. The coding region runs from base 76 to 1464 and encodes 462 amino acids.